CUUUUGAUCUUUUUAACUUGCAAAGGUCUGCUUUGUAGUCAGAACUCCGAUGGAAGUUGCUGUGCAGAGAGAAUUGUGGAAGCCUUCCUCAGAUAACGGCAUCUUGCAUACAACAGUUUCCACUAAAGAUAAAUUUUCUAAUUUUUAUUAAGAGAGGAAAACAAAAUAUAAUUUUUGUUAUAUGAUAAAGAUUGUUAGGAGAAAUGUACAGGCACAUUAGGAUAAUAUUAAAGUUUUGAUAUGCUUGUUACUUAUUGAAAAAGCUCUUUUACUUUACGGAUAUAACAAAUAUUUCUAAAAGUUAAAUGGCAUUCUCUUCAUGUGCCAUUUUACUGUAUGUCUUUUCGAGUUGUGAAACAUGAGCAAAUGUAUUUUUGUAUAGUAUGACAAUAUUAAUAUUUAGAAUAUGAAUUUUGAGGUGUCCUUGGUGUUCUCUGAGCUUGAUUGUUUUCUUGCACUGAUGAUGUUAACCUAGUUUGGAUAAUGAAACAUCUACAAGAAAACAAUCAAGCUCAGAGAACACCAAGGAUACCUCAAAAUUCAUAUUCCAAAGAACCCCUUAUUUAAAUCUUGAGCUACAAAUAUUCUCCUUUAUUAACAGGAAUUCAAGUUUGCAAAAAAUAAUGUGUGGUUGGAAUAAAACUGGGCUUUAAUGUAUGAAUUGCCCAGUACAGUAUUGUCUUUUCCAUUAGCAGAAAAUGAUGAAUGUGGUAUAGAAAUGACUACGGCUGGAAGCCUAAUUUAAACUUAUGUAUUUCCUAAAAAUGUUAUUGAAGGCUAAUAAUAAUGGGAGAGAGAGAUCACUAUCCGAAAGACCCUUUGGUGAUGAUCAUGUCAAAUAGGAGAUUGCAGUUUGGAAUGUAACAUGAGGACAGGAAAUUCUUGACUUAUGACCAUUCUUUUAGGGACUGUUUGAAUUACGGAGAUGCUGAAAAAAAUGGAUUUGCAACUCAUGCCUGAGGUUUUGGCCAUUGUAGUGCCCACAUGGUCACAUGAUCAACAUUUAGGCACUUGGCAGCCUAUCCCCGCUUACAAUUGCAGAAGCAUUUCAGCUCCCUCUUCAUUUGUACCUUUUGUACCUCCCUUCCCAUGCUCUGCAACCUCUGCCAUCCUAACUUUCCUUCAUUAAACAAACAAUCCUGAUUUGUUUCUUCAUUAUUACUGUAACUAAAGUAAUUAAUUUUUAUGACAAUCAUUUUUCUUCAGGACAGCUGUUCUUUUGUAUUCUGUAAAAAGCAAGCAUUUAUGCUUAAGCAGUGCUUGGAAUAUUGUGACAUCACCAAACCAGGCAAUGUUUUUAUCUUUGGGGCCAUAAUCAAAAUAAAAUUAACCCUAUAGACUUGCUACAUAGUAAAUUCGCAAUAAGCUAGACGGAGUUCUGUUGAAAUUUUUAGGGGCCAUUCCUGUAAAAGUAGAAAGUGUUUUAUAUUUAUUACUGUGUACAGAGGCAUGAACAAAAAUAAUGUAAGAAAGAAAGGGGUGUGAUACAGGGUAGAGCUAGUUUUCUUAUUCAAAACAUAUUUUAUUCAUGAUACAUGUUACUGGAAGAUAAUUAGAUUGGAUUGUUUAGAUAUUUCUUUCCUCAUCAUUCUAAACACUUGUGUUAAAAUAUGAAGUUAACUUUAAUCUAUCUGGGAAUUUGAACAGCAUUAGGGAAUCAUAAAAGUCCUUUCAAUACUCCAUGCUUAAUUAUUUGUAAUAUUAUUAUUUUGGUCAUAAAAUAUAUUUCUCCCCAUCCUGGUUUAGUGUAAUGUAAAAAUUUAGACUGUGCAUUAUGAUUCUGCACAAUGGGCAUUCUGAUUCAGUUCAGUAAUGUUUGAAACUAUAAGUUCUGCUUAUUUUAAACUUGCUAGUAAUGUCAAACUUGAACUAGGACUUAGUUGAAAUGUUAGUUUUAGAUCUGAACCUCCCUCCUGUCAAGACAUAUGACUACUUCCAUUAUCGCAAUGCCUACUUGAAAAUGCUGUAUUUAGUUGAUAGGAAUUGUAAUCCCAAAUAUAUCAUUGAUGAAGACUUCUAUAAUAAAGUAUCAUUUUAUAAUAUUUAGAAUUGUAUUUUUAAUAUAUGUACAUAUGUAUCGGUAUGUGUAUAUGCAUGUGGAUGUAUAUGUGCAGUAUAUGUACACUACAUAUAUAUGCUCUUCUAAGGUUCCUUCCAACUGUUAUUCUCUUGUGUAGGCAUGUUAACUUGCCUUACUUAAUUAGGCCAUUUAGAUCAAUAUUUUCAACAGAGAAUUGAUAGCAUAUAUUAUCAAUCAUUAGAUAAAUAAAUAAAGAUUGAUAUAUCAUUAGAAUGAAAUAUUCUAGAAGUACUAAUUAAUUGAAAUAAGUUAAAAUUUAUUUCAUAUUGCAAAUGUGCAUUGGAGAUUAUGUUGCAAUAGGCAUAAAAAUGAUAUUCACUCUCUUUUUUUAUGCUCAGAAAAAGCCACUGACUGCAAUCAUCAAAGAAGUUUGUGAUGGGUGGUCUCUAGCAAACCAUGAACAUUAUGCACUGCAGCAUGCUGAUAGCUCCAAUUUUUAUAUUACUGAAAAGAAUCGUAAUGAAAUUAAAAACGGAGCAAUACUUCGAUUAACAACAUCACCGGACUCUAAGGAAAUGAAGUCUCUGUUUGGUCUUGCCAAUCAUCAGGGAUGUGUUGUUUUUCCAGACCCAAAAUGCUAUUCAGCUCCAUGAGAGGAUUCAAUCUUCUAGUAUGGAUGCCAAGUUGGAAGCACUGAAAGAUUUAGCCAGUUACUCACGUGAUGUAACAUUUGCCCAAGAAUUUAUCAAUCUAGAUGGGAUUUCACUCUUAACACAGAUGGUUGAAAGUGGCACUGAACGAUAUCAGAAAUUGCAGAAGAUAAUGAAGCCCUGCUUUGGAGACAUGUUAGCAUAUACAUUGACAGCAUUUGUUGAGCUGAUGGAUCAUGGAAUUGUAUCUUGGGAUACUUUCUCUGUGGCUUUCAUAAAAAAGAUUGCAAGUUAUGUGAGCAAGUUCCAAAAUGAUAUUGCUAUAUUACAAAGAUCAUUAGCCAUUUUAGAAUCAAUGGUACUGAAUGGUCAUGAUCUGUAUCAGAAAGUGGCACAAGAGAUAACAAUUGGACAAUUAAUUCCACAUCUACAAGGGGCUGAUCAAGAAAUUCAAACAUAUACCAUUGCUGUGAUAAAUGCACUUUUCUUUAAAGCACCUGAUGAUAGGAGGCAGGAAAUGGCAAAUAUUUUAGCACAGAAACAACUUCGGGGAAUCAUUUUACAAUAUGUUAUCAGAGCUCAAAGGGCCAUUAAUAAUGAAAUGGCACAUCAACUUUAUGUUUUGCAAGUACUCACCUUUAACCUACUGGAAGAUAGAAUGAUGACUAAAAUGGACCCUCAAGAUCAGGCCCAGAGGGACAUCAUAUUUGAACUCCGAAGAAUUGCUUUUGAUGUAGAAUCUGAACCCAAUAGCAACAGUGGUAAUAUUGAGAAGCGUAAAUCCAUGUAUACACGUGAUUACAAAAAACUUGGCUUUAUUAAUCAUGUAAACCCAGCAAUGGAUUUUACUCAGACUCCCCCAGGAAUGCUAGCCCUGGACAACAUGCUGUACUUUGCCAAACACCAGCAGGAUGCUUAUAUCCGAAUUGUAUUAGAAAAUAGCAGCCGAGAAGAUAAGCAUGAAUGUCCAUUUGGUCGGAGUAGCAUUGAAUUGACAAAAAUGCUAUGUGAUAUCUUGAAAGUAGGAGAAUUACCCAGUGAGACCGGCAGUGAUUUCCAUCCAAUGUUCUUCACACAUGACAAAUCAUUUGAAGAGUUUUUCUGUAUUUGCAUCCAGUUGUUGAACAAGACAUGGAAAGAAAUGAGAGCAACUUCUGAAGACUUCAAUAAGGUCAUGCAAGUAGUGAGGGAGCAGAUAAUGAGAGCACUGACCACAAAGCCUAGUUCACUGGAUCAGUUCAAAAGUAAACUUCAGAAUCUCAGCUAUACAGAAAUACUGAAAAUCCGCCAGUCUGAGAGAAUGAACCAGGAAGAUUUCCAAUCUCGUCCAAUUUUGGAGCUAAAAGAGAAGAUUCAGCCUGAAAUUUUAGAGUUGAUAAAGCAGCAGCGUCUAAAUCGUCUUGUUGAAGGAACCUGCUUUCGGAAGCUUAACAGCCGACGCCGGCAAGACAAAUUUUGGUAUUGUCGACUCUCUCCGAACCAUAAAGUUUUGCAUUAUGGAGAUUUGGAAGAGAGUCCCCAAGGAGAAGUUCCACAUGAUUCAUUACAGGAUAAAUUGCCUGUGGCAGAUAUAAAAGCAAUUGUUACAGGGAAGGACUGUCCUCACAUGAAGGAGAAGGGAGCCCUUAAACAAAACAAGGAGGUGCUUGAACUUGCUUUCUCUAUACUGUUUGAGUCAAAUGGCCAGCUAAAUUUCAUUGCACCUGACAAACAUGAGUACUGUGUAUGGACAGAUGGUCUAAAUGCCCUACUUGGAAAAGAUAUGAUGAGUGAACUAACACGUAACGACUUGGAUACUCUGCUCAGUAUGGAAAUAAAGCUGCGUCUUCUGGAUCUGGAGAACAUACAGAUCCCUGAUGCUCCACCUCCUAUUCCAAAGGAGCCAAGCAACUAUGAUUUUGUAUAUGACUGCAACUAAAUCAAUUGUAACUCCUUAGAAUUACAGUUAGCAACUGGAAAGGUGUUUUUUUAAAAAGAAAAAGAAAAAAAAACCAGGAAGAGAACAUGUGAUGCAUCUUGGAUUUAUGGUUAUAAUGGGACUGUAAAAGAGCUAGUUCUCGUUUUGCUUUCUGCCUGUUGUUCUUAUCCACUGGUAAUGAAAAAAGAUCACUUCCAUUAAUAUUUUACUACUGGGAAAGAUCAAAAGAAUAUUUCAACAUAAAAGGUGUUACCAAAGGAAAUUUCUUAUUUUUUUUAAAUGCUGGAGCACAGUUCCAAAUUAAAAAGACAAUGUGACUUAACAGCACAAUCACCAAACUAGAUCCAGCAGGUGCUUUAACAGAUAAAGCUACAGUAAAUGAGGAAAUGAGAGUUAUUUCCCACUUCAGAUCUUUGAAUCAACAAGAUAUCUCAAUAAAAAUGAUUAUUACCACUUCCAGCUUCUAAAUUGUUGUAGCUAUAAUAUAAUUCACCAUUAUCUUUAUUAUUAAAACCAGCAUCUUAAGUUAAGUGAAUGGUUUUCUUUAAAAUUCACAGAUCAUAUUACAGACAUUUGUAAUCCCUUAACAAAGCUACUUGCUCUUUAUGUCCUGUUGUAUAAUUAUAUAUAAUUAACUGAAAGCAGUGGGCAUUUUUUAGUCCAGGCUGUGAUUGAUUAUUUUGUUUGCAAAAUGGCAGAUGCCAUAAAUAUCAAAAAUGCUGUGUUCAGGAUUAUGUUGUAGAAAUGUGCAGAGUAUUAUAAAUUUGCAAUGUGCUUGGAUUUGUAUAAAACAUUUGAACAAUACUUGCCAAAUUUAUAUAUAAUCAAAAACAAAAUUAUAUUGUGUGUACUUUAUUUUCAAAAAAUACCUGUUUUGAAUUCUAUAUUCUACUUGGAACAUUCCCCUUGGAGAGAAUUUACGCCAACAUUCCCAUCAACAUUGCUAUGAAUAAAACUGAACUUGUGCUUA
Messenger RNA from Thamnophis elegans (Western terrestrial garter snake), 5558 nucleotides. RefSeq names its product engulfment and cell motility 1 (gene ELMO1). Bases 2693 to 4588 code for a protein of 631 amino acids. NCBI's taxonomy places the organism in Eukaryota, Metazoa, Chordata, Lepidosauria, Squamata, Natricidae. Gene Ontology annotation, cellular component: guanyl-nucleotide exchange factor complex; plasma membrane. The transcript has 21 exons. The record is from RefSeq and is a predicted model, not a curated record. Gene Ontology annotation, biological process: cell motility; actin filament organization.